AUGCCGAAUACGGCGUUGUUGACGUCGUCACUGCACUACGGCAUUGUUGCUCGUUCGUAUCCGCUCACUGGCAAGAUUCUUCGAGGAUAUCUCGACGCUACCGGUACCGCGAAUGGGCUUGGCUGGGGAAACCCCAACAUCGAGUUCUCACCCCACGUGACGGCGAUCGCACUUGCGUCCGAGGGCCAGACCGCGAAGGUGCUGUGGGGGUACCGGAAUGGUGAGGUCGCGGUGACAACGGCGAAUCGCGCCAUGGACCGAAAUCAUGCGUCGGCCGCGAAGCACGUUCGCUGCAAAGUGGACGACUGCCACGAGGGCGCGGUGCGCGACGUCGCGUGGGGAGUAGUUCCUGGCAUGGAGGGCUCGAGCGCGUUCGUGACAGGCGCUGCGGAUGGGCGUGUGAAGCUGUGGGAUGCAAAGCGCGUUCAGUCCUUGUGGACCUCCGCCAGGGGCCCGGACCUUGUCACCGACUCGUGCGUGAAGGUUGCAUUCGACAUUGUUCAUGGGACGGUAGUCUGCGCGAAGCAGAGCGGCGCGAUUGUCGUGUGGUCAGGUCUUGGCGGGGCACUCGCUGGUGAUGUCGAGAUACCACAAGUUACUCCGCGCGAAACUCUAAUACCUGCAUUCCCUGCCUUGAACCCCCCCUCGGAAGCCUCGCGCACGGCUGCCGACAGAGAACUUAUCGACCUACGGCUCAUCUACUCGUCUGGCGACAGGCCAUCCCUCUUGACUGUCUACAAGGAAGAUCGCUACUUUUACCGGGUG
Messenger RNA from Postia placenta MAD-698-R-SB12, 765 nucleotides. RefSeq lists its product as hypothetical. The record is from RefSeq and is a predicted model, not a curated record. Gene Ontology annotation, molecular function: protein binding. The annotation marks the transcript as partial. The transcript has a single exon. NCBI's taxonomy places the organism in Eukaryota, Fungi, Basidiomycota, Agaricomycetes, Polyporales, Adustoporiaceae.